Molecule: messenger RNA, 1899 nt
Organism: Exophiala spinifera
Lineage: Eukaryota; Fungi; Ascomycota; Eurotiomycetes; Chaetothyriales; Herpotrichiellaceae
Product: T-complex protein 1 subunit gamma
Exons: 5
Coding region: 1-1899 (632 amino acids)
Biological process (GO): protein folding
Cellular component (GO): chaperonin-containing T-complex
Molecular function (GO): ATP hydrolysis activity; ATP binding; ATP-dependent protein folding chaperone
Source: RefSeq, a predicted model, not a curated record
AUGGGAGUGAUUUUUGACGCUGAGCUGGUUCAAUCAACUGAACAAGUCGAGUUGUAUCUUCGCCGCCAAGCCUUAUGUAAUUCUAACAACAACGACAACAAUCUGGACUGUGUAGCGGGUCCAGAGGUCACUCCAGUCGACACUACUUUACGUUUAAUCAACAACCGACCCUCGUCCGCAUUCAACGAGGCCACAGGCCGACAGCACAGGCAAAAUGCAGGCUCCAGUAGUGACACCGGAAGUGGUGAGAGACAAGUCGGACGCAAGGCCCAGAUGUCCAAUAUCACGGCCGCAAAGACUGUUGCGGAUAUUAUAAGAUCAUGUCUCGGACCCAAAGCGAUGCUGAAAAUGCUCCUCGACCCUAUGGGAGGUAUUGUCUUGACCAACGAUGGCCACGCCAUCCUGCGAGAAAUCGAAGUUGCCCACCCCGCAGCCAAAAGCAUGAUCGAAUUGAGCAGAACUCAGGAUGAAGAGGUGGGGGAUGGGACGACCACGGUGAUCAUCUUGGCCGGAGAGAUGCUUGCGCAAGCCAUCCCACAACUGGAACGGAACAUACACCCUGUCGUAAUCAUCCAAGCAUUCAAGAAGGCCCUCACAGACGCUCUGGCGAUUGUAGAAGAAAUAUCAGUACCAGUCGACACAUCCAACGACAAGUCCAUGAUCUCUCUCAUCGAGUCCUCCAUUGGAACAAAGACCAUCUCCCGAUACUCCGAACUCAUGUGCUCCUUAGCCCUGAAAGCCGUCCGAACCGUAUCGCAAGAUCAAUCCUUUUUCUCCAGCAGUGUUCAGACAAACGGCACUAGCAAACCUUCCACUACCACAAACGCCACAAGAUCACAGGAAAUCGACAUCAAGAGAUACGCGCGAGUGGAAAAGAUUCCAGGAGGAGAGAUCGAAGACUCGAGAGUAUUGGACGGAGUUAUGCUAAACAAGGAUAUCACACACGCUUCCAUGAAGAGGAGGAUAGAGAACCCCAGAAUAGUUCUGCUGGAUUGUCCUCUUGAGUACAAGAAGGGGGAGUCACAAACGAAUAUCGAAAUCACCGACGAGGAUUCAUGGAACAAGAUCUUACAGAUUGAAGAAGAGCAAGUAAAGAAGAUGUGCGAAGCCAUCCUCGCCGUCAAGCCUACCUUGGUCAUCACCGAGAAGGGAGUGUCAGAUCUGGCCCAGCACUACUUUGUCAAGGCUGGCGUGACGGCAUUGAGGCGAGUACGGAAAACAGACAACAACCGUAUCGCACGAGCCACGGGCGCCACGAUCGUGAACCGGGUCGAUGACCUUCAAGAGUCAGACGUGGGCACAGGUUGUGGACUUUUCGAAAUUGAGAAGAUUGGCGACGAAUACUUCACAUUCCUCACAAAGUGCAAAAACCCGAAAGCCUGCACGAUUCUCCUCCGCGGACCUUCAAAAGACAUCUUGAACGAGAUUGAACGGAACCUACAGGACGCCAUGUCGGUCGCCCGAAACGUCAUGUUCCAUCCUCGACUGUCUCCCGGUGGCGGCGCGACAGAAAUGGCCGUGUCGGUCCGCCUGGCCCAAAAGUCCAAGUCCGUCGAGGGCGUCAUGCAAUGGCCUUACAGGGCCGUAGCGGAGGCGAUGGAAGUCAUUCCUCGAACACUGAUCCAAAACGCCGGAGCCAGCCCGAUCCGCAUACUUACCCAACUUCGCGCCAAGCACGCUGAAGGGAAAUCCAGCUUUGGCAUCGACGGCGAUACCGGCAACGUGGUGGACAUGAAGGAGUACGGCGUGUGGGAGCCCCAGGCGGUCAAGACGCAGAGCAUCAAGACGGCCGUGGAGAGCGCGUGCUUGCUUUUGCGCGUGGACGAUAUCUGUAGCGCAAAGAGCGCCCAACAAGCUGGUGGAAACGGACUGUCCGCGGGCGCUGGUGGCGAAGACUAA